GCAUGAAGACUGAAAAAAUAGUAGCCUAGUCUACAAUAUCCCCCAAAACGAGAAUCAAACUGUCAGCCCCGCGAGAAGGAUAGGGGUCUGAGGAUAGAGGGGGGGUGAUAUGUUAUUUACUGGAACAGUCUCACGAGCACCAGAGUGAGAGCGCGCGCUUAAAGGCACCCAGUGAAGAAGACCGGCUUCUUUCCCACUUUGGAAUCUAGUUGUAUUUCAUUCAGCGCGUUCACUUAUUAAAUCGCUGGCAGAUGAAGGAGCUACCCAAUUAUAUCUAUAUUAAAAGGUAAUCCAGCUCCGCUCUGCUGCGGCCUCGGGAGGGAGUCCUGCCUCAUGUGUACAGCAGAACGGGAAUGAGUUAGUGUGAGAGUGAAAAGUAAACCAGAAUCAAGACUGACCCUGCGGAUAGCAAAGGAAAUCACAAUGUGGGGAGAAGAUGAACAGAAUCCAAGGAGAGGAUAAAAUAAUCUCUGAAUAUAUAUAUAUUUUUUUUAAACGAGUUGACUAACACACCACCUCCACUAUGACCAUCCCAACGGUGCUUCUUCUUGUUUUGGUUUGUAUGUGGGAGGAGCAGCGAGGAUGUAGUUCACUAACUGUUAGUUUACCGAUUACAGCUCAGAACAGCCAGGAAGACCUAAUUGAACUGAGGGCUGCAGAAUACUCUCUGGUGAAUCAUGGUCAGAAUGCUGAGGUUCUUAUGACAUCCCACAUCCCACUGACUCCUGGAUUAACAGACAAAGAAAAGAAUGGCAUGGAUGAAAUAGUACAGAUAUCAACUCAAACUCCAGACUUUACCCUUCAAACCACUUUGACUCCCGGAAAGAUAUGGAAUGUAAUUACAUCCAAGAGUGACCAUGUGGAUAAUGGGGAUAAUGUUCACACUCAGUCACUUGAGGCCCAGCAGUCCAUGGAGGCAGAGGCCAAUGGAGACCCCAAACAUCAUGUGAAGCUCCAGACUGUCUCGCAUCCAGAGUCCAGAGUUCUCCCAGAGAGUAUCUCUGGGCGGGGCUUAGUCUCUCGGGGGGCUGGGUUAACUCUAAUAGGGGUGGGGCCUCACUCUCGUCGUAAGCGGAGCUGGCAGUGGAACCAGUUCUUUGUCAUUGAGGAGUACAGAGGACCAGAGCCAGUGCUCAUCGGACGGCUGCACACAGAUAUGGACCGAGGUGAUGGGCGUACCAAGUACAUCUUAGAAGGAGAGGGGGUGGGGUCUGUGUUUGUCAUCGAUGGGAACACGGGCAACAUCCACGUCACCAAGUCCCUGGACCGAGAAGAGAAGGACCAGUACCGCCUCAUCGCCACAGUAACCGACCGCCAGACGGGCCACGCCCUCGAACCCUCGUCCAUGUUCAUCAUCAGAGUGCAGGACAUCAAUGACAACCCACCUGUCUUCCAGAAUGAGCCAUACAGCACCACUGUGCCCGAGAUGGCCAAUAUAGGUACAUCCAUAAUCCAGGUGACAGCCACGGAUGCAGACGAUCCUACGUAUGGUAACAGUGCCAGGCUGGUGUAUGCUGUGACCCAGGGCCAGCGGUAUUUCUCUGUGGAUCCUCAGACAGGUGUCCUGCGUACUGCUGUAACUGACAUGGACAGGGAGAGUCAGGACACCUAUCUGGUCGUCCUGGAGGCCAAAGACAUGGGGGGGCACCUGGGGGGGAUGUCAGGGACGACCACAGUCACUGUGAGGCUGAGUGACGUCAACGACAACCCCCCUCACUUCAGAAAGAGUGCCUGGUCAUUCUCUAUCUCUGAGCUGGCAGCACCAGGAGUGGAGGUGGGUCGCCUCUCGGCCACAGAUGCUGAUCUGGGAGAGAACGCCAUGCUGGAAUAUACCAUCCUGGACGGAGAGGAGGGGGACACAUUUAACAUCACCGGAAGAGACCAAGAGGCUGUCAUUGUGUUAAACAAGCUGCUCGACUAUGAGAGGUGCGGUUCCUACUCAUUCUCAGUGGAGGUUAUGAACCCCGUAGUGGACGCACGGUUCCUACGGAAGGGUCCCUUUAAGGACCGGGCGACCGUACGGGUCAUGGUCCUCAAUGCAGACGAGCCCCCCCGCUUCUCCCGGUCACGUUACCGUCUAGAUGUGCCUGAGAACUGUCCCCCUGUCUGCAGCGUGGGUCGGGUGUCUGCUGUGGACCCAGACACGGGACAAAGCUCCAACAUCAGGUACUCUAUUGACCCUCAGUCUGACCCUGAGGCUCUGUUCCGUAUUGCUUCUGACAGCGGCCUUAUCACCACGGUGAUGGAGUUGGACCGGGAGCGCGAGCAGUGGCAUAAUAUCACUGUCAUCGCCACACAGAGAGACAAUCCUAACCUUGUGAGCAGAGUUGUGGUUGCCAUAGAGACGCUGGACCAGAAUGAUAAUGCACCAGAGUUGGACAGGCAGUACACAACGUCUGUGUGUGACUCCAGUACCCCUGGACAGGUUGUUCAGGUACUGCGGGCGGUGGAUAGGGACCAGGAAGGACAGGACGCCACAGUCCACUUCAGCAUCCCUCCAGAGUCCAGUUCUGCUCUAAACCUCACCAUCAGGGAGAGUGGAGGUGCCACAGCGAGACUGGUGCUCCAGUCGGCCCUGCAGCCCCUCGCUGGCUUCUCCUCCUCCCUCCUCACCCUGUACGUGCCCAUCGUGCUGCGGGAUGGGGCGUCCGGCCUCACCAACACCGGGACGGUCACCGUCACCGUGUGUCCAUGUCUGAGAGGAGGCAUGCAGGCCGAGGAGAGGGGCAGGCAGAGGGACAGGGGCUGGGAGAGACAGACAGUAUGUCUGCCCCUGCCCUCCGCCUCUCCAUCCCUCAUCUUCAGUAUGGUCACCUUGCUGGCCCUGCUGGCCUGUGUCACCACGCUGCUGGUGGUCUGUGCUCUGUCUCUGUCUCUGCGGCAUCAGAAGCGAGACUCCCACUCCCCAUUUGAGGAGGAUGAUGUGAGGGAGAACAUCAUUACCUACGAUGACGAAGGGGGAGGGGAAGCAGACACUGCUGCCUUUGACAUCACCGCGCUCCAGAGCAUGCACAGAGUACAGCGCAUGCAGGACAGCAGGAACAUAUGGUACACACAGCAGAAUCAGGCCAGGGCUAGGACGUACAGCUGGAGCCGGACCCCACACUCUGCUUUGGACCCCAGGCAUCCAGGCUCAACCCCUGUGUACGGACACCUCUGCUACAGCAUCCACACCCUGCCUGUCCUCAGAGACCUUCCCGAGGGGCGCACUCCAUUCCAGUCGGGUCUGCAGCUGGCCAAACUGAUGGAAACCUAUGGGCUUCCUGGCCAUCAGAUGGGUAACGUUAAUAAUUCCCUAGUCAUCCAGAACCAGGGCUCAUUUGAUCUGCUAGAGUCUGGAGCGGUUCAUCUCAAUCCUGCUGAGCCACGGUUCCCCAGCAGAGAAGGACCAGAGAGCAUGAUGGCUGACAGCAGACCCACAGAGAGAGAGGGAGGCAGGGAGACCAACACUGACAACCAGCAACAGCAGCUGCAUCCGGACCAGGGACCAAUCAGGACACAGCCUGAGUCUGUACUGACAGAUGAAGCACUGGUUCUGACCUACUCUGUCCCAAAUGGCUCGUGCUCCCAGAGUCACAGCAGUAGCAUCUCUUCCUCAGAGCAGCAGGAGAACAAGACAGAGUCCUCUCCCUCACAGACCACCACCACCACUGGAGCUUCCAGCUCUGCAGUAGAUGACACAGACACAGAUUCCUCUACUCUCCCCAGCUCAGAGAAGAAUGAAGACACUGUUGGUGACACCCACACUAAAACACUGGGGGAGUCAACAUACAGCAUUGUGGGUUCACUAAACCAGGGCAGUGGAGGGAUACCUGUGACCGGGACUACUUUGUAUCCAGGCAGUGCAGAAUUCCUGAACAUGUACGCGCUUGGUAGGAGCCUCUCUGGAGGCAUGCUGGGAUACGGCAGGGGGUGGGGCUGUGCACGGGGACUGGUGUCUAACAGGGCAGGGGAAAAGGGUGGGGCUAACUGUAACCCCUCCCUGCCUUUGAGGAUGGAGGACUUCCUGAAGCACCGUUUGGACCAGGUGACUGACCUAUCCCAGCCACCCUACGACUCACUGCAAACCUAUGAGUUUGAGGGGGGGGACUCCCGGGCAGGGUCACUGAGCUCACUGGAAAGCGAGGGCGAGAGGGAGGAGGAGAGAGGGAGGGAAACGGUAGACGAGUUGGACCAGAAGUUCCAUAGGCUAGUGAAGAUAAUCGAAGAGAGAGAACAAGAAAAGGAGUGUGAGAGAAGUUCAGUGGAGGAGACGACACGGGCAGAAGAUAGAAGCCAGGGUUUGGAUGUCAACGAUAUGAGCAAAACAGAGAGUGUUGAUGAAGAGAAAGAGGUCUCAAGGUGGGAUUUUUAGGGAACCUGCAAAUCAAAGAGACUGAAUAGGAGUUUGGAAAGGAGAGAGAAACACUCCAACAGAUGCAAUUUAAAAGCAAUACGGGGGUGUUAUGCACGACUUCAGAGAGAAAAUUGUUCUGUUCUGUUCUGUUCAAUGACUAAACUUCCUGCUUGUUGGCUAUGCAGCACAGCUGAGACAUGCCGGAGGAUCCAUUAGCACAUCUCAUAAACUCACCCUUGUGUUUAUUAAACAGCAUAUCAAAAAUGUCACUUUUAGACUUUCCUUGUAACGGAUAUGAAUAAUGCACCUAGGCUUUCUACACUGAAGUUAUGAAAAAUGCACUUUCUGAAAUAUUGAUUCCCAGCCCUGAAAGCUGCAUUGUUGGAAAAUAGGCCUCAUGAAAAAUGAAAGGGAAUCGUGAUAUUUAAUGUUUGAUAGUUAAUUAGGUGCACUUUCACUUAGAACACUGUUGUUCCCAAAGGCGACAUUUAAACAUGGAUAACUGAAUUGAACUCAUUCUAAAAAGCAUACCAAUUCCACACUUCUACACUUGCAUACUGUAGGCAUACACACAGACACACACUUAUAGAGCUAAUGUGAAUAUAUAAGGGUGAAUCUGUGCACAUUACAUCCAGUCAAAUGAAAGCUGUUCGGGUGAUGAUAUUAUGUCACAAUCAGGAGGUAGCUCUUCAGAAUUGUAUAGACUUUGACACCCAGGCUAUGUAUUGUCCCAGUAAUUAUAAUCACAGUAAUAGGUUCUAUGAAACACUAUGCAAUUUGCACACUGACUAGACAUAAUACGUCUUUGAAGAAAGAAGCCUUGUAAAAAGUUGAAUAUGUUUCCUACUAUAUCGACAUGAUUAUGUGCAUACUGUAAAUAUCAUCCUCUGCCAUGUGGUGAUUAUUGAGUGGAGGAUUUCACACAGACCACGAAAGUGUCCCUUUAUGACAAACACUGUCAUUAUUUCAUCAUUUGUAGUGAUUAAAUGGUUGGUGUUAAAGAAGA
Salvelinus fontinalis (brook trout) is the source of this 5342-nucleotide messenger RNA. Its product is annotated as cadherin-24-like. The record is from RefSeq and is a predicted model, not a curated record. Gene Ontology annotation, biological process: multicellular organism development; cell-cell junction assembly; calcium-dependent cell-cell adhesion. The transcript is spliced from 14 exons. Bases 524 to 4354 code for a protein of 1276 amino acids. Gene Ontology annotation, molecular function: calcium ion binding; cadherin binding. Gene Ontology annotation, cellular component: adherens junction; plasma membrane; catenin complex. NCBI's taxonomy places the organism in Eukaryota, Metazoa, Chordata, Actinopteri, Salmoniformes, Salmonidae.